AUGGACAACGCCACGUACAACAGCCUCAUCCUGCAGCUCGAGGGAAUCAAGGUCACCAAGACGAGCAGGUACCCCGUCUUUGUCGCUCUGCUCCUCGUCUACAUCUUCAUCUUUGUCGCCAACCUAGGCAUCAUGGUGCUGAUCUGGAUGGACAGAAGCCUGCACCAGCCCAUGUACCUGCUCUUUUGUAACCUGUCCGUCAACGACGUCAUGGGGAACUCGCUCCUGGUUCCCCGGGUCCUGGCCGACGUCCUGGCGCCGCCGUCAGAGCGCUUCAUUCACUACUAUGAGUGUCUGAUGCAGGCGUUCACCGCGCACAUGUCCGGCACCAACGCCCACACCGUGCUCAUGAUCAUGGCCUUCGACAGGUACUUGGCCAUCUGUGAGCCGCUGCGCUACGCCGCCAUCAUGACGGACCGGAUGGUGAUCAAGCUGACGGUGUCCGCGUGGGGCGUGGCCUUCGCGCUGGUGGUGGUUCUGCUGAGUCUGACCGCGCGGCUGAACCGAUGCCGGACGCUGGUCACGAACGCGUUCUGCGACAACGCCUCGCUCUUCAAACUCUCCUGUGAGAGCUCCCUCGUCAACAACGUGUACGGCCUGACCUUCACCGUGCUGCUGUUCUCCUCCUCCAUCGGCUCCGUCGUCCUCACGUACGCCAAGGUCACGGUUGCGUGCCUGCGCGGCAAGAGUGCGUCGCUGAACGGCCGAGCACUGAAGACGUGCGGCACGCACCUGUGCCUCUACCUGCUCAUGCUGCUCAGUGGGAUGGUGAGCAUCGCGCUGCACCGCUUCCCCCAGCAUGAUGAGUACAGGAAGAUCUCGGCCAUCCUCUUCAACGUGGUCCCCGGCAGCCUGAAUCCCGUCAUCUACGGCCUGCAGUCACAUGAAAUACACAGGUGCUUGUCCAACGUGUUCCGGCGCCGGAGAGCUCAUCUGGCCCUUUAAACGUCCACACCUGACGUCGCCACAGUGACGGUUUAUAUUUGACCUCUGGUGUUUUGACCAUAUAUAAAUCUAUAUAUAUCUAUAUCUAUAUCUAUUUAUAUUUAUAUUUAUAUCUUUUAUUGCUUAUGAGAUUCAUUCGUCCACAGACAAACAGUGAGGUUUUGGUUGUG
Messenger RNA from Solea solea (common sole), 1115 nucleotides. RefSeq names its product putative olfactory receptor 52L2. Gene Ontology annotation, molecular function: olfactory receptor activity. NCBI's taxonomy places the organism in Eukaryota, Metazoa, Chordata, Actinopteri, Pleuronectiformes, Soleidae. The transcript has a single exon. Gene Ontology annotation, cellular component: membrane. The coding region runs from base 1 to 945 and encodes 314 amino acids. The record is from RefSeq and is a predicted model, not a curated record. Gene Ontology annotation, biological process: G protein-coupled receptor signaling pathway.